Messenger RNA from Lates calcarifer (barramundi perch), 2377 nucleotides. RefSeq names its product histone deacetylase 10 (gene hdac10). Gene Ontology annotation, cellular component: histone deacetylase complex. Gene Ontology annotation, biological process: chromatin organization. Lineage: Eukaryota; Metazoa; Chordata; Actinopteri; Centropomidae. Gene Ontology annotation, molecular function: histone deacetylase activity. The record is from RefSeq and is a predicted model, not a curated record. The coding region runs from base 274 to 2313 and encodes 679 amino acids. The transcript has 20 exons.
CUGCACCACUGAACUGUUUGACCACAUCGAUAAAACUCAGAUUUAGUUUAACUUGACCCAUUCCCACCACACUGUUUCCAUGUGUUCAGCAGAAGAGGGAAGAAGCUCUUUACGGGGAAAGUCAAUUUGUCCGAUUAAAGCUGCUCGCUUAUCUUUUAACUUUCUACGUGCACAGUUUGUAUCGGAAACUCACAGGGAAAAACUAUCGCACCGCAGAGACGUUCAUGCAUACAUGUGUCUCAGUCCACACAAUCUGACCGGGUUUGAGAAAUAAUGAAGAUGGGGACGGCGUUGAUUUAUGAUGAGGAGAUGACCAAGUACAAACUGCUCUGGGUCGAUCCAGCCUGUAAGAUUGAAGUACCUGAGCGUCUGACAGUGAGCCAUGAGGCUUUGGUUCAGAGUGGCCUUGCUGAUCGCUGUGUCUCCAUACCUGUCCGUGAGGCGACAGAUGCAGACAUUCUGCUGGUUCACAGUGAAGAAUAUCUGGAGGCAGUAAAGAAGACCCCAUACAUGACUCUGGAGGACCUGAAGGAGUUCACCCUCCAAUAUGGUGACGUCUACUUCCACCCAAACAUCUAUCACUGUGCCAAGCUGGCUGCAGGGGCCGCGCUGCAACUGGUGGACAGUGUUAUGACGGGGAAGGUGAGGAAUGGCAUGGCUCUGGUCAGACCACCAGGACACCACAGUAUGCGCAGUGCUGCCAGUGGUUUCUGCGUGUUCAACAAUGUGGCCAUAGCAGCUCGAUAUGCAAAGCAAAAAUAUGGAGUAAAAAGGGUGUUGAUAGUUGACUGGGAUAUACAUCAUGGUCAAGGGGUCCAGUACUCUUUUGAGGAUGAUCCAAGCGUGCUCUACUUCUCUUGGCACCGCUAUGAGCAUCAGAAAUUCUGGCCUCAACUUAGAGAAUCAGACUUUGACAGUGUUGGCAAAAACAAAGGGGUUGGAUUCAAUAUAAAUGUACCAUGGAACAAGGUGGGAAUGCAGAACAGCGACUAUCUUUCAAUCUUCUGUCAUCUCCUUUUGCCGGUUGCAUAUGAGUUUAACCCAGACUUGGUGUUGGUGUGUGCGGGUUUCGACUCAGCCAUUGGUGACCCUGAGGGUGAAAUGUGCGCCACUCCAGACAUCUUUGCCCACCUCACUCACCUUCUGAUGAACCUUGCAGGAGGCAAAUUGUGUGCAGUGCUGGAGGGAGGAUACAACUUGACUUCCCUUGCCCAGUCUGUGUGUCAGACAGUUCAGACGUUGCUUGGAGAUCCUGCACCUCCACCUGCAAACCUUGAUGGUCCCUGUAAAAGUGCCCUUGACUCUCUUCACUGUGUCCGAUCAGCUCAUAGGCAGUACUGGUCCUGCCUCAAACAUGCAGCUGAUCUACCCACCUGUGAAAUCAGCACAAAGCGCAUUAAGGUGGCAGAAGAAGAAGAAGAAGAAGAAAAAACGCUGGAUAAAGGAGAAGAGGGGAACAGCAUAGAGGAAAAGGUGUGGCCAGAGCCUCCAAAACGAGUAACUCCUACUAUUCGUACUGCUGUAGUGCUCCCUGAUGGUGUCACUUGCCCGGAUGGGUGUAAACGCUUCAGUUCAUCAGAGGAUCUCGACCCACUCAUAAUCAGCAAACUCAAGGAGAAUUUCCUUAAAGAUGCAGAUGACAGUGACACUCUCUCAUCCCUCUCCAGUCUUGCUGCCCUUGUAGAGAAAGUGGAGAAGAAUGAGAUCUGCAGUGGCUUGGCACUGGUCCGUGACGUCUCCAUGGCGACGAUGUGUGUUGUCCAGCAUGCUGCUUCUGCACAUCUCAGAAACCGGGUUUUGGUUGUGUGUGUUGGCGAUGGGAAGGUUCCGAGUCACGUCACUGAAGAUGGGAAAAUACUGGUGGUGCAGUUCAGCAACAAGGACUCAGAGGAACAGAAAUGCAAAUAUUACAUUCCUGUGUGUCUGAAGAAGGGCUAUAGUGAUGUGUCGGGGUUCAUGCACGCUGUGUUGGGCCUCCUCCUGCCUUUGGCAUACGAGUACGACCCCACUCUGGUUCUGCUGGUUCGGAUGUCAGAUGCUGGGCUGUGUGAGAUCGUGUGGCAACAACUGACAGGUCUGCUGCAGGGCCUCGCACAAGGACACAUGCUGGUACUCAUGCAGGAUGGUGAGAAGGAAUGUGUCGGCCCCACAGCCUCUUCCCUCCUUGGGUACCCUGCCCCCUCUUUGGGGCAGCUUCCAGCCCCUCUGCCAGAGGAUGUGGCGUCCAUCGAGAGCCUGAGACACAGGCUGAAGGCUGACUGGAAGCUACUGCAGACCACAGCUCAAGAAACUGGAAGAGGUGAUGAGCUCUGAAGCUGAUCUUCCUUUUUGUAAAAAAAUAAAUAAAUCAAAUAAAAUAAUGAAUAAUAAUAAUUAA